AUGUCUGCUGCUAACCCAAACACCUUCUCUAACUUCAGUCUAGCUACUGACCUACCAGCUUGGUCCAAGCUACAAUCCAUCUAUGAUGCUCAAGGUAAAUCCAUGUCCGUCAAGGACGAAUUUGCUAAGGACUCUAACCGUUUCGCUAAGUACUCUAAGACUUUCCAAAACUACGAUGGCUCCAAGAUCAUGUUCGAUUUCUCCAAGAACUUGGUUAACGAUGAAGUCAUGAACGCUUUGGUCGAAUUGGCUAAGGAAGCUAACGUCACUGGUCUAAGAGAUGCUAUGCUAGCUGGUGAACACAUUAACUUCACUGAAGAUCGUGCCGUCUACCACGCUGCUUUGAGAAACAGAUCUAACAAGGCUAUGACUGUUGACGGUACUAACGUUGCUCCAGAAGUUGAAGCUGUCCUACAACACAUGAAGGAAUUCUCUGAACAAGUCCGUUCUGGUGCUUGGACUGGUUACACCGGUAAGAAGAUCACUGAUGUUGUUAACAUCGGUAUUGGUGGUUCCGAUUUGGGUCCAGUUAUGGUCACUGAAGCUUUGAAGCACUACGCUGGUGACAUUAAAGUCCACUUUGUCUCUAACAUUGACGGUACUCACAUUGCUGAAACUCUAAAGGACCUAAAUGCUGAAUCCACUCUGUUCUUGAUCGCUUCCAAGACUUUCACCACUGCUGAAACCAUCACCAACGCUAACUCUGCUAAGGCUUGGUUCCUACAAAACACUGGUAACAAUGCUUCUCACAUCGCUAAGCAUUUCGUUGCUUUGUCUACCAACGAAACCGAAGUUGCUAAGUUCGGUAUUGACACCAAGAACAUGUUCGGUUUCGAAAACUGGGUUGGUGGUCGUUACUCCGUUUGGUCUGCCAUUGGUCUAUCCGUUGCUCUAUACAUCGGUUACGAAAACUUCGAUGCUUUCCUAAAGGGUGCUGAAGCCGUUGACAAGCACUUUACUGAAGCUCCAAUUGAAGAAAACAUUCCAUUAUUAGGUGGUCUAUUAUCUGUCUGGUACAACAACUUCCACGGUGCUGAAACUCACUUGGUUGCUCCAUUCGACCAAUACCUACACAGAUUCCCAGCUUACUUGCAACAAUUAUCCAUGGAAUCUAACGGUAAGUCUGUCACCAGAGGUAAUGUCUUCGCUAACUACUCUACUGGUUCCAUUCUAUUCGGUGAACCAGCUACCAACGCUCAACACUCUUUCUUCCAAUUGGUUCACCAAGGUACUAAGUUGAUCCCAUCUGAUUUCAUCUUAGCUGCUCAAUCCCACAACCCAAUUGAAAACAAGCUACACCAAAAGAUGUUGGCUUCCAACUUCUUUGCCCAAGCAGAAGCUCUAAUGGUCGGUAAGGACGAAGCUCAAGUUAAGUCUGAAGGUGCCACUGGUGGUCUAGUUCCACACAAGGUUUUCUCUGGUAACAGACCAACCACUUCUAUCCUAGCACAAAAGAUUACCCCAGCUACUCUAGGUUCUUUGAUUGCCUACUACGAAUACGUUACUUUCACCGAAGGUGCUAUCUGGAACAUCAACUCCUUUGACCAAUGGGGUGUUGAACUAGGUAAGGUCUUGGCCAAGGUUAUCGGUAAGGAACUAAACGACUCCUCUGCUGUUGCCACCCACGAUGCUUCCACUAACGGUUUGAUUAACCAAUUCAAGGAAUGGAUGUAA
This is a messenger RNA of Maudiozyma saulgeensis, 1674 nucleotides long. The record is from the annotation of a GenBank genome assembly. NCBI's taxonomy places the organism in Eukaryota, Fungi, Ascomycota, Saccharomycetes, Saccharomycetales, Saccharomycetaceae.